AUGGGGAGCAUACUGACCUGUUGUGUGUGCCCCAAGGUCAGGCCCGAGUUGGAACAGCAUGAGGGGUCAGGGUGUCCUUCUCAAUCUGAGGUCUGUGAGGCAUCAGCUGAGGACACAAUAGCAGCAGCGCCCACAGCUGCUGCUGAAGAGCCUGCUGAAUUGAUUGUUGAAGCUGGUGAGGGCCUUCAUGUGCACCACAUCCAUGACCGGGAGAUGCCUGAAGAUAUUUCUUCGGAGUCCAACCCUUCCCACAAUCCAGAGAUAAGCACAAUAUUCAUGACAAAAUCUCAAACGGAUGUAGAAGAAAUACGAAAAAGCAACUAUACAAACCAUGUAAGUAAACAGUCAAAAGAAUCUACUCGGCAAUAUAGUUCCUGUUCAGCCAUUUUCCUCGAUGACAGCACAGCCAGUCAGCCUCAUCUUACAAUGAUACUAAAGUCUGUGUCCUUAGCGAUAUAUUAUCAUAUCAAGCGAAGAGUUGGAGAUAGAUCUUUGGGCAUAUUUGAUGAAGAGUUACAUCCAUUUACACAAGAAGAGCUUCUGGAGGAAUACUUGCUGUAUGAUCCUGAACACAAAGUGAUUUUCAAAUUUGUUAAUACUCUGUUUAAAGCUGCAAGGCUAACAGCUGAAUUUGCAAUCGUGAGUCUG
Molecule: messenger RNA, 648 nt
Organism: Sapajus apella (tufted capuchin)
Lineage: Eukaryota; Metazoa; Chordata; Mammalia; Primates; Cebidae
Product: cyclin-Y-like protein 2
Exons: 7
Biological process (GO): regulation of canonical Wnt signaling pathway; regulation of protein kinase activity
Cellular component (GO): plasma membrane
Molecular function (GO): cyclin-dependent protein serine/threonine kinase activator activity
Source: RefSeq, a predicted model, not a curated record